UUAUGGACUACUGGGAAAUCGUGAAAGAGCGAGUACGAAAUUGUGGUGGAGGUAAACAGCAGAAGUUAUCUGAAGAUCUCAAACCAAUAAGAUGUAAAUAGAGACGGCGAUGCUUUGUGAAAGCAUGUAGACAUUGAACGCGUAGUCAAUGCGAGCAGAAAUACAUCCAGAAAGUUAAACAAUGGACGUUAUCGUUUGAUGUGCGAGAAGAUGGAUGAAAAAUCCUACUACAGUCGGCUUUUCAUCGCAUUGGUGAUGGUGUUGUUGUUCGGCGUGAUUGUGCUACAAUAUGUUUGUCCUACGUCCGAUUGCCAGCUGCUACACCUGGCAUCAUUGUCCUCCAGAUUUGGGAGUCGAGCGCCGGGGGAUCGCGCAGACGGAGCCAGCACGGGAGAUCCGUACAGUUCAGAAGACGGCGCGUUAGCUCGAUUCGUGCCGCGAUUUAAUUUCACAAGUAAAGACCUUAAUCGCGUUGUACAUUUUAACAUAAAGGAGGACGAUGUUAUAGUGUUCCUCCAUAUUCAAAAGACUGGUGGGACCACGUUUGGCCGCCACCUGGUCCGCAACAUUCAACUAGAGAGGCCGUGUGAGUGCCACGCUGGGCAAAAGAAAUGUACGUGUUACCGGCCAGGUAAACGGGACACCUGGCUGUUCUCGCGCUUCUCCACCGGCUGGAGCUGCGGUUUGCAUGCGGACUGGACUGAACUCACUAACUGCGUGCCUUCCUUCAUGAGCAACCGAGAGUCUCAGGAGAUGCGCAAAACUCCCAGAAGAAACUACUAUUACAUCACAAUCUUAAGGGAUCCGGUGUGGAGGUACCUGAGUGAAUGGAGGCACGUUCAGCGUGGUGCCACCUGGAAGGCCUCUAAACACAUGUGCGACGGCCGUUUACCCACCCUAAAUGAGCUGCCCAGCUGUUACACCGGAGAUGACUGGUCAGGCUGCACAUUGGAGGAAUUCAUGGCAUGUCCUUAUAACCUUGCCAGCAACAGACAGACCCGUAUGCUGGCAGAUCUCAGCCUGGUGGGUUGCUAUAACCUCUCAAUAAUGAGUGAGAGCCAACGCUGGGCCGUGCUGGUGGAAAGUGCCAAGCGCAACUUGCGAAACAUGGCAUUUUUUGGCCUGACCGAAUAUCAGCGCAAGACGCAGUACCUCUUCGAACACACCUUCCGCCUGUCCUUCAUUGCCCCGUUCACGCAGCUCAACGGCACCCGCGCUACAAGCGUAGAGGUGGAACCGGAGACGCAGCGGAGGAUUCGGGAGCUGAACCAGUGGGAUGUGGAGCUGUACGAGUACGCCCGUGACCUCUUCCUCCAGCGCUUUCAGUAUGCGAGACAGCAGGAGCGCAGAGAAGCGCGUCAGCGACGUCUGCAGGAGAGGCGCAAAUUGCGUGCCAAGGUUAGGCCGUGGUGGGGGACGACUGGAAAAAAUGUUUUUAACCCCACCAAAGCACCACAGCAGACAGAACAAUAUUCUGUGAUGAGUUUUCCAGAAAAACAAGUGGACACAGAAAAAAAACUGGAGCGCGAGCCGGAAGGACAGGUGGAGGACAAUUGGUUAGAAGAGGAUGACAGUGAAACCAUGUUGGACUAUUUAGAAAAUGUGGAACAGUGGCGGUAGCUAAUGGCUAUUUGGGGGAUGGGUUGAUAUUAGAGAAAAUUGUGAUUCUGGUACACUACUAUACGGCGUACUUACAAUCCUUUAAGCUUCAAUCGCUGCUAAUAUUAAAUAUUAGCAUAUACGGGUUGUUAGUAGCAGUUUCUUUAUGUUCUGUUUUUCGUAGUCACACGUAUGAAGGUCUUUUGUAAAACACCAUUUUCAAAUAUCAGAUUUUGAAUCGUCUUGCAUGUCUUGUGAAUGUGAGAAGGUCCACACACCCCUUUCUCUUCGUUUAAAGGUACAGUUCACCCAAAAAUGAAAAUUCGGUUUUGAAAAAUGAAAAAGUUGUUCCAAACCUGCAUUUCUUUGGCCCCAGAACUGUUUGUUUUCCUAAAUUCUUCAAAAUAUCUCAUUUUGUGUUCAACAGAACAAAAAAAUUAUUCAAAUUUUAUUUUCUACUAUUAUAGUCAAUGGUGCCUCAGAAAUCUCAGUUGCUAACAUUUAUCCAAAUAUCUUGCAACCUUCCGGUCUCUGUCCUGAAACCAACACGGAAGUGACUUACACUGCAAUUCAUUGACUGGCCGCUAGAGACUGGCUGCAAAACAGAGCAGAAUCUCAUUGAGCCCCAUGUUAAAAUGCCCAACUUUAUAGCAGAGAAAAAGAUGUUUACAGCCUGCUACAAAAAUGAUUUUGGUCUAUAUAGCAAAUUUGUCCUUCAUGACAACUGUGAGGGGGUGAAUUUUUUAUAACUCAUUCGUUUAAAUUAUAUUAAGCCUUACAAUUCUGCAUAAUUAAGGGCGUGGUUUCGCCAACCAGGCACCUCAGCUGCACCCAAGUCCCGCCUUUUGCCCUUUUUUAUUAUCCGAGAUUGACGCCCUGCCAAGAUGGCGAUGACUGGCUCCGCAAAAUUGCUCUUCACAAACCCACGGACACUGCGUCCAUGUUUUGUACAGUCAUGUUUUAACCGAACAAAGAAAUGUAUACAGGUUUGGAACAACUUGAGGGUGAGUAAUUCCUGACAGAAUUUUCAUUUUUGGGUGAAAUAUCCCUUUAUUGAACCGCAAAUCACUACAGAUGAAAUGUAUAUGCUGAAUAUAAAAGCCAAAGUUUGGAAUGUUUCAAACAUGCCAUUUUCAGUCUUUCUGUAUUGAGGGAGAUUCUGGUGGCAGCACACUUAUAUUUACAUUCUUGUAAUGUAUGAAUAUGAUUCACCAUAUUGCCCAAGUGUCCUCCACAGUCACCUGCAUGUUACAAAUCAGUAUGUUGAAGUCAAAUAUUUGACUUCUGACUGUUUGUUAAUUCAACAUGACGACUUUUGUUGUAAAAAAAACAUGUUUACUUGGCCUUAUCUUUAUUUAUAUUUGUUUGCUAAUAUUAGAACCAUGGGAUAUGGGUUAUAUUAUUUUGUUACUUGAAAAUAAAAGCCGUUGUGACACGCA
This is a messenger RNA of Triplophysa rosa, 3038 nucleotides long. It is a transcript of the gene hs6st2, whose product is annotated as heparan sulfate 6-O-sulfotransferase 2. Gene Ontology annotation, molecular function: heparan sulfate 6-sulfotransferase activity. NCBI's taxonomy places the organism in Eukaryota, Metazoa, Chordata, Actinopteri, Cypriniformes, Nemacheilidae. Bases 199 to 1620 code for a protein of 473 amino acids. Gene Ontology annotation, cellular component: membrane. The record is from RefSeq and is a predicted model, not a curated record. The transcript has 3 exons.